CAUGACGGCACAGCUCAAAAUGAUCGAGAAUACAUGGCAUUCCCCCUGCCUGCCGAAUACAGCAGUAAGACAUGGAGAGGCUGCUGCUGCUGCCCACCCCCCGAGAUGUUUUGCAGGAACCUUCAUUCUGCCAUUGUUUGCUGGCUGAGGGGUGCGAAGAUAACAGCUGAUAUCACUGAUGAGUGACAAGUAAAGGUAAAUCAGAACAGAAACAAAUCAGUACUGAUGUUCAGUUGUAAGUUUACGGUCAGUUAUGAUUCCUUCUUUAUUUGCGUUUCAUUAAAUCAAAUAUUAGAACAAACAAAAACAUUAUAUUUAAUUAAUCACUUCUUUAGAUCAUGUGCUUGUUUUGCAGAUGUUCAUCAAAGCAACUUUUUUGGAGAGCAUGGUGUUGUAUGUAUAGCAUUAUAUCUAAAAUGCAUUCAAAUUAAAAUAUUAUAAUAUGAAUUGAUUUGGACAUAUGUUGAGAAAGAAUAAAGCAACUGAGGUCACUGGCUUCAGGCUACCCUGGCCAUUAGGAACAUCAUUUUGACUUUUUGUAUUUUUACACCUCAAUAUUUUCCAAGAAAUAUUGUGCACAAGAAAACAAUGAGCAACCAUUAUCAAGCUAUUUUUACCCUUUAUCUAAUGAAAUACCGAUGACACUUCACAUUCAAUCCGUCUUGGCGAGCAUAAUAGCCUGUGGCUGAGAUAAUGACAGGUUAGCUCAACAUGACAAACAGUUUUUUAUGUCAAGUCUCUUAACCCACUAGCUGACGCAGAAUCGCCGGGGAGGGCGCAUUAAAUUUUCAGCGCAUUUCCCUACACCCAAAUAAUCCAUAUCUUGGCACGGCAUUUUUUCUAUAGCGCACGAAAUUAUGGCGUCAUUAUCUUCUCACUUUCUAAGUGCUUGUCGUCACGGGAGCAUAUAAAUGAGCUGAUUAUGCCCAUGCACCAUUAGAGGGACCUGUACCUAUAACUGGACACGCAAGAGCAGCGAGUCUUAUAUUGGCGUUAUGUGCGUCGUAUGGAGAUACAGAUUAGCCGUAUCAAUAAUUUUGGUUUUGGUGGUCUGUGGUGCGUAUGCGUCAGAUGGUGCACAACCAAUUGGAAAAGUUUUUUCACGCGGAAACCACUGGGCAGUAGGCCACUUAAUGGGCAAGAAAAGCACAGAUGAGCAAAGCAGACUCGAGGACCCAGGCGGCGAUGUCGAGAGGUUUAUAGACCAGCACGACAUGGACCCUCUUUUCCUGCGCGCCCUGGAAGCGCUCGUGAAAGGACGGACGGAACAGAGGAGCGCGCAAGGGAGCGCGCGGGAGACUGGCGCGUCAAGGUUGCUCCAACGGCUGCUGGCAAUUGCACGUCAGUGGGAGGAAGAUCAAGAGAUAGACAGACAACUUAAACAGGAGGAGCAGUUAUUUUUACAAGCUUUCGGUAUAAAAGAUUAAUCAAGCUGAGGACAAGCUUCUACACAAAUGCCUUUAAGACUGUGUUUUGAAGUUCUUGAAAAUGACAUCAUCGCUGUCAGAUAUGAAUCUCUUUAUUCAACACAAUAUAUAUGAAUAUGCAUGUUAUAUUUUUGUAUGUAAAACUCUAUAUUACAUAACUCAUCAUUGCUUUUAUUCUGUACAUUUUAUGCUUAUGUUUUAUAUGAAUGAACUGUGGUAACCAUUGUUGUCAUAUUCAGUAAUAAACUGUUUAAUAAACUUUGGA
Triplophysa rosa is the source of this 1692-nucleotide messenger RNA. RefSeq names its product gastrin-releasing peptide (gene grp). The record is from RefSeq and is a predicted model, not a curated record. Lineage: Eukaryota; Metazoa; Chordata; Actinopteri; Cypriniformes; Nemacheilidae. The transcript has 4 exons. The coding region runs from base 996 to 1427 and encodes 143 amino acids. Gene Ontology annotation, biological process: neuropeptide signaling pathway. Gene Ontology annotation, molecular function: neuropeptide hormone activity.